AUGAAGGAAAUCCUUGUCGCUGGCAUUAUUGCUGCACUUGCCAUUGUGACUGUAGGAAGUAUCAACUCAUACUUGGAAAAGUCUUGCUUUUCGGAAGAGUGUACAGAGACGGAGAAGAUGAUUGCAGCUUUCACAGUCCGUGUGUCUGAUAAAGAGCACUUUUCUUUUGCAAGCCAGUGCUGCCAAGGAGAGGGCUGCAAUGCCAACAGAACUGUCUCUGCCCCUUCAUCAGAAGGUAAACCCGGAAGCACGAUCUGCCCUGCUUGCCAUGAAUCUAAUGAAACUUCUUGUACAAACAAAAGCCAGACAUGCAACCAGGAAGAAAAAUGUGUGGAGUUAGUGGCGUUCUUUAAGAAUGAUGUAGAUUCAAAAACGCUUGUGCUGAAAGGUUGUGCAAAUGUCAGCGACACCACCUGUCAGUUCCUCUCUAAUUCAAGCAGAAUUACCUUUGGAGGAAUUACCUUUCAACAAUUUAACUGUAGAGACGCGGCUACCCCAACUUCAGUUCCCACAUCAACCCAGACCACAACCGCUAAGACCACAACUCCCAGCAGUGCCACGAAAGUGUCUUUCAUUCCCUUGACCCUGGGCAGUCUUCUUCUGCUAGUACUGACACUCUGA
Messenger RNA from Elephantulus edwardii (Cape elephant shrew), 621 nucleotides. Its product is annotated as ly6/PLAUR domain-containing protein 8-like. The record is from RefSeq and is a predicted model, not a curated record. Bases 1 to 621 code for a protein of 206 amino acids. The transcript has 5 exons. Lineage: Eukaryota; Metazoa; Chordata; Mammalia; Macroscelidea; Macroscelididae. Gene Ontology annotation, biological process: defense response to Gram-negative bacterium.